Messenger RNA from Apus apus (common swift), 3034 nucleotides. RefSeq names its product HNF1 homeobox A (gene HNF1A). The record is from RefSeq and is a predicted model, not a curated record. Bases 316 to 2220 code for a protein of 634 amino acids. Gene Ontology annotation, cellular component: nucleus. Gene Ontology annotation, molecular function: RNA polymerase II cis-regulatory region sequence-specific DNA binding; DNA-binding transcription factor activity, RNA polymerase II-specific. NCBI's taxonomy places the organism in Eukaryota, Metazoa, Chordata, Aves, Apodiformes, Apodidae. The transcript is spliced from 10 exons. Gene Ontology annotation, biological process: insulin secretion; liver development; regulation of transcription by RNA polymerase II.
UGCUGCAGUGCUGAAGUCCAAAGUUCAGUAACUUGCUAAGCACACAGAUAAAUAUGAACCUUGGAGAAUUUACAUUGCUCCAAUGUAAACAGAUAGCCAAGGGUCCCUUUAUCAGCACUGGCUCAGGACAGUCGUGGGGGGUCUGAAGUGGCUCAAUUUUGUAUUUUGUUUUUUUUUUUUGGGGGUGUAAAGGCGGGAGGCUGUGCUGUGCCCACUCUCCUGACAGUCGGGCGUGUUACCUCAGGAACAUGGUGUAGGGAAGCUGGAAGCAGGAUAACCCGAAAUUCAAAUCCAAGAGACACCAGCCUGAAGACCAUGGUCUCGAAGCUGAGUCAUCUUCAAGUGGAGCUGCUGGGAGCACUGCUGGAGUCUGGGCUAACCAAGGAGACCCUGAUCAAGGCGCUGAGCGAAGUGGAACCCUACGUGCUCCAGAGUGAAAGUCAGCGAGCUAUCAAUGCCCUCCAGACAGAGAAAGGGGAGCCCUGUCCUGACAUCCCCAACCUCCCCAAUGGAAUGGGGGAGUCCAGGUUGUCGGAAGAUGAAACCUCUGAUGACGGGGAGGAAUUUACCCCUCCAAUAAUGAAGGAGCUGGAAAACUUGAGCCCUGAAGAGGCUGCUCACCAGAAGGCUGUGGUGGAAAGACUAUUACAAGAGGAUCCCUGGCGAGUAGCCAAGAUGGUGAAAUCCUACCUCCAGCAGCACAACAUCCCUCAGCGUGAGGUGGUGGACACUACUGGUCUGAACCAGUCUCACCUCUCACAACACCUCAACAAGGGCACUCCCAUGAAGACCCAGAAAAGGGCAGCCCUCUACACCUGGUACGUCCGCAAGCAGCGAGAGGUGGCCCAGCAAUUCACACAUGCUGGCCAGGGUAUCCUGACAGAAGAGCCCAUGGGAGAUGACCUGCCCACCAAGAAGGGAAGAAGAAACCGCUUUAAGUGGGGUCCUGCCUCACAACAGAUCCUGUUCCAAGCCUAUGAGAGACAGAAAAACCCCAGCAAAGAAGAGAGAGAGGCACUGGUGGAAGAGUGCAACAGAGCAGAGUGUAUCCAGAGAGGUGUCUCCCCAUCGCAGGCCCAGGGACUGGGCUCGAACUUGGUGACAGAGGUCAGAGUUUACAACUGGUUUGCCAACCGCAGGAAGGAGGAGGCUUUCCGGCACAAGCUGGCCAUGGACACCUUCAGCGGGCCACAGCCCACCUCUGCCCCUCCUCUAACUCCUCACAACUCCUCCUCCCUCCAGCCACCAUCUGCUCUCUCACCCAGCAAAGUUCACGGGGUGAGGUACAACCAGCAGCCAGCCAGUGAGGCAGAGUCCUCCAGCAGCAACCACCAUGCGAACAGCUCAAUGGUGACCACCCAAACCAUCCUACAUCAGGUUUCUCCCCCUGGACUGGAGCCCAGCCAGAAUCUACUGAGCACAGACACUAAGCUGGUCUCAGCUUCUGGAGGAACUCUCCCUCCUGUCAGCACCUUGACUGCCUUGCACAGCCUAGAGCAAAAUCCACACCCACUGAGCCAGCAAACUCAGAACCUCAUCAUGGCAUCACUGCCAGGUGUCAUGGCAAUUGGAGCUGGUGAGACCUCAUCCCUAGCACCAGCAUUCACCAACACCGGUGCCUCCACCCUGGUGAUAGGCCUGGCCUCAACCCAGCCCCAGAGUGUACCUGUCAUAAACAGCAUGGGGAGCAGCCUCACUACCCUGCAGCCCGUCCAGUUCUCCCAGCAACUGCACCCAUCCUACCAGCAGCCCCUCAUGCAGCAGGUCCAGAGCCACAUCAACCAGAGCCCUUUCAUGGCUACCAUGGCCCAGAUACAAAGCCCUCACGCUCUCUACGGCCCCAAGUCUGAAGUGGCCCAAUACACACAUACAGGCCUCUUACCACAAACCAUGGUGAUAACAGAUACAGCCAAUCUCAGCGCCCUGACCAACCUGACACCAACUAAACAGGCAUUCACAUCUGACUCAGAGACUCACACAGAGUCUGGGAUGCAUACACCAGUGUCACAGGCACCAACAAUCCAUCUACAGAACCAAGACACAACCAUCCAGCACCUUCAGCCAGGCCCUCGCCUCACCUCAAGCCCUGCUGUGUCCUCCAGCAGCCUGGUGCUGUACCAAAGCUCUGACUCCGCCAACAGCCACAGUCAGCUGCUGCCAUCCACUCACAAUGUCAUCGAGACCUUCAUCUCCACGCAGAUGGCAUCCUCUACUCAGUAAUCCAGAGAGCUAGCUCAAGGGUGACUGCCAUGACCAACCUGUCAGGUGCCACUCCAACUGUCUUUGCCAUCAUUGUCACCACUGCCUUCCAUCGGAAGGAAAGGCUGCUGAGCUCAGCUGACCUCCAGCCCCUGCUGCCUCCUACAAAUCCCCUGCUCAGCUGCCUCCAUGAGGGAAGAUGUCUCAGGCUCAAGACAGAAGCUGUGGAAAGAUGAUGUUGGCACUGCUAAAAUCCACUGCCCUCAAAAAAGCCAAGCAAACCCAAACCCCACAAGCCAGCCUAGAAUGGCCAGACUUCCUUUUGUGGCUGCCCAAGAAGGAAUCUCAUCAGGACAGCAUUCUGAAUGCAAUAUGACAAAAAUGCAUGGGUGGGACAUUCAUUCUGCUCAGCCUUCACCAAGCUGUGUCUCUACAAACCUGGCAACACCAGACUAAACCAUGCAGGAAAGAACAAAGCUGAGUGGGCAAAGAAGGGACACCCUCUUUAAAGCACUUCACCUCCUUUGCUUUAAAGAAACUCCAGUGGUAGCUAUGAGGAAUAAUAGUAUCUUGGAGGCAAGAGUAAGAGAACCUGGUUCCUGACUGCAGUGAAAAUCACCAUGAAACAGAUUCAGGAAUGGCUUGGCACAAACCUGUCAGUAUGGGAUCACUGACUACAAGCUACAAAUCCAUUAAUUCACUACAAAAAUACCAAACAUUCUCAGUUAAAAAUGACCUGUUCUAAAAUCAUGGUAUCCUAGAGGAAAUGGUUUGGUUAUUUUUUAUAUAGGUCUGCUUUGUUUUAAAUGCAGAAAUUAAAGUUUAACAGCAGCAA